Messenger RNA from Lasiosphaeria miniovina, 342 nucleotides. RefSeq lists its product as uncharacterized. NCBI's taxonomy places the organism in Eukaryota, Fungi, Ascomycota, Sordariomycetes, Sordariales, Lasiosphaeriaceae. The record is from RefSeq and is a predicted model, not a curated record. The coding region runs from base 24 to 179 and encodes 51 amino acids. Gene Ontology annotation, molecular function: protein binding. The transcript has a single exon.
AUCACCCUUCUACGCUGUCGAGCAUGGCCAACCUCGCUUUUACUUGGAAAAGUCAAGGUCGACACGCUAAUGCUUUAGCUCUGAUGGAGGAUUGUACCCAGGCUCAGCGGCGGGUUCUUGGCCAAAAGCAUCCCGAAACGCUAUCGUCUUUAGCCACCGUUGCAAAGUGGAGUAGCUAGGGUGGGCUUUAUUAUAUUCUUCUAACUUUUUCUUAUGAGACGAGUGAUAAGAUAAGAGAUAAGACGCCGCAUUUUUAUUCGGUGCACUUCUAGAGCCCCAUUUUCGACUCCUGUAUACCCUCAUUUUCGGCCACUUUGAGUCUCAAGAGACAAGGCUUCCGAC